AAAAAGGAGGAAAGAAAAGACAGAAAGAAACCCAGCUCUCCCUUUCCCAGCCGCCACAGAGUGCGUCGGCGCGAGGCGAGUGGCCGACGCGCCGUCACCUUCCUCCAGAUCCGCGGCGACCCGUGAACGAGGAAACAAAAUGGUGGAACUGAAAUUUGAAGCACCCCGGAAAAAAGAGUUACUUGCCCUGCACAAUUAUGGUGAUAAUGGUAAGGAUGAAUCGAUUACAGUAAGAAGUGAGUACCCACAAUACCCUGUCCCUCGUAUUGAAGUUACUGAGGGUUUUGAUUUCAAAAAGGUUGAGGAGAUUGUUCAUGAAAAUGAUGUUAAGAUUGCCAAGUCCAUAAAAAACGACAUAAUCAUCCCAGACCCUGCUCCACAGAUGGUGUGCGAUACCUUCUUCGACAAAUAUCCCAAAUUCGAGCCCAUCCUUGUAAAGGAUAAUGUCCGGUGCUUCCUCCGAUUUUUCAAGAAAUGUGGACAUGGCAUGUCAUGGGAUCUUACCAUCACUGCACAAACCUUAACCUGCAUUGUCAGUUUCAAUGCCCUCCGAUGUGCAAAAGUUGUAUUGAAGGGCAUGGCACCUGAGCUCUAUGGGAUGCAUGCUAAUCCCAACUGCAUAAACCAUUAUGGAUACUUUGCGCUCCACGAAGCUGCUGAUAGGUUCUCUGUUGACAUGAUCAAGCUGCUUUUACGCCAUGGUGCAUCACCCAAUGUGCGCACAGUUGGCAAUGAAAUCAUUGAGAAUCUACUCCCGCUCCAUGUCGCAGUUGAGAAUACUUGCCUGCAUAAGUAUCUGGAGGACAAUCUUUCUCACAGCCAGAAUCAUCUAGAUUAUAUCUACAAGCUUAUUCAUUUGUUGUGUCUACCUGAAAUGAAGAUCUUCUUGGAUACAACUAGACUGCUUGCAGAAAAAACAAAUAAUCUACUUCAAGAGGUCUGGAAUUACAUUGAGAAUGGAAAAAUUAUCCAGUCUGCAGUUCUACUACUGGCUGCUCAAGACAAGAUCCGUGGGGGCAGUUCUUCCAAGAUAAAUGGCAGUAGUAAGCAAAAUGGGUUUGACAUUAUCAAUAAAUGCAUAGUGAGGCUUUCAUUUGCCUUGAAAUGGGAGAAAGGUUUAGAUGGAAUGGCACAGGAUGGUCUGGAGGAAAGGAAGAAACUUAUUGAUUGCGCAUGGCUGCUUGUUGAUGUAAUUUCCCAUGCCGGUGAAGAUCUUUCUGCACACAUUCAAGCGUAUUCUGAGGUGUCCCAUGUGGAGGCCUUUCGACAUGUUUCAUCAAUCCUCAAAGAGUACGGACUUUGCCAUACCGGAGAUUUCUUGGACACUCUGAACCUCCGGCCUUAUGACUGCAGAAAGUCAAGCGGAGAGUCAUGCAAAGGGCUUACAGAUGCAAACAUGGCAGUUACGGGAACGGCCAAUCUGGAUGCUGCAGAGGAAAAGGCUGUGAGAAAGAAAGGAGGCGGAGGAUGGGAUCCCACAUAUACAAAGAGAAGUUUUUACCCUUAUUGGAGAUCAGUAUUACUAGCCCGGUUUCCUAUGAAGGUGUAUCCAGCCUAUGAUCCUAGGUCUGGGCUUAAACCUGGACAACUCCGUGUCUGUGUGAGUAAAAAGUUAAUGGCCAAUUCAUCUUCUCCAUCUCCAAAUCAUAAACUUGGUCCAGCGCAAAAAAUCUCGCCACUUAAAAGAAAUAACCAACCCAGAAGGUGCUUUAUCACUGCUGCUACUGGUGCAUUCAGGCUCUUGAAGGCGCUAAAGUAGAGUAGAAAGGUAUGCCAGGAGUUUUCAUCUCCCUGUCCCAAGUUUUCUGAAGAUGCCCCACAUAAACGGACACUAUUUAAGUCUGAAAUGGGUCGCGCCCUUGGAGACCGGCUGCCAUGUAAGAGGCAGCCGCUAAGGAAGCCCCUCUGUUUGCUGAGGGAUCCAUGCGGCCACUAGCUCGAGUUGUGGGGCUGUGGGGGUUCCUCAACCUCCACGUAUUGAUGCCAGGGGUGCCUUCGCCUUGCUCGUGCCGACGACUCCCUCUUCCCUCUCUCCCUAGUUUCCUCCAUGGUUGGUGAACUCAAGGACCCCUUCAACCCGGACUUCCAUCGAGCUGCUGAAGGAUCCUUUGGAGUUCAACUGUUACGACCCUUUUACUGCACAGGCUUAAGCAAUUGUAAAUUCCAUGGUGAAAUUUUGUCACAUUCAAAGUGUAUAUGCCAAUGCGACUCAGGUUAUCGUGAUCAUUUCUGUAUUGAUCAUGGAGGAUGUAACUCAAUUUUUUAUACGUCUACCAGGGUGGAGUUUGUUUAGAAGCUUAUGCAGUAACCAUUACUCUUGCUGUUCCGAUCUUCUGAGCAUGCUUUCCUCUGCAGAAACAAUAGUUCUAAUAUUUGCCUGUUGCUUUUAAUUCUCCUGUUAAUAAGUAGAAAACAAUUUUCCAUUGCCUUGUUGAUGGAUACAAUCUCA
Molecule: messenger RNA, 2449 nt
Organism: Lolium perenne
Lineage: Eukaryota; Viridiplantae; Streptophyta; Magnoliopsida; Poales; Poaceae
Biological process (GO): protein ubiquitination; positive regulation of protein catabolic process
Molecular function (GO): protein binding
Source: RefSeq, a predicted model, not a curated record